Messenger RNA from Ilex paraguariensis (yerba mate), 317 nucleotides. The record is from the annotation of a GenBank genome assembly. Lineage: Eukaryota; Viridiplantae; Streptophyta; Magnoliopsida; Aquifoliales; Aquifoliaceae.
AUGGCUUUGGGUAUGGAAGAUGGUGAUUGUGAUUUUCUAGCGAUGGAAUUGGGGGACAGUGAGAAGGAUAGUGAUAGCUCUAACUGUUGCCUCUACAGGCUUUGGACAGUUCUGGGGGGACCUUCUAUCUUUUGUUUUACUGUUUUUGGGCUUCCUACUUUUUCUGCUUUUGGUCAUUCUAUUGUCUCUGAUUUGUGUGGUCCUGUUGGGGGAGUGGGGAAGGGGAAAAAUGUUGAGGAGGAAGUGUUGAAAAAUGGCAUUGUUGAGGUGGAGAGUUGGUUACUGUUGAGCAAUUUGGUUCUACGGAUGCUAGGAUU